Molecule: messenger RNA, 990 nt
Organism: Glarea lozoyensis ATCC 20868
Lineage: Eukaryota; Fungi; Ascomycota; Leotiomycetes; Helotiales; Helotiaceae
Product: NAD(P)-binding Rossmann-fold containing protein
Exons: 4
Coding region: 1-990 (329 amino acids)
Source: RefSeq, a predicted model, not a curated record
AUGCCCAAACCAUACUCAACCCUCUCCGCCGCGUUCCCCCCCUCCCCGACCUUCACAAACGCCCACCUCCCCUCCCUCAAAAACCGGGUCUACAUCAUCACCGGCGCCGCCUCCGGCGUCGGUCUCGCCCUCGCGCAAAUGCUCUAUCUUGCCGGUGGAACGGUGUAUAUAGCCGCCCGCUCCGUCGCCAGAUGUCAAGAAGGGGUUGACAAGAUCCUAAAGCAGACGUCAGGACAGAAAGGCGGGGUGUUGAAGAUGAUGGUUGUGGAUCUGGCGGAUUUGCGAACGAUUCGGGGGGCGGUGGAUAAGUUUCUGGCGGAGGAGGAGAGGUUGGAUGUGUUGUUUAAUAAUGCGGGGGUGAUGACGCCGCCGAAGGGGAGUAAGGAUGCUUUGGGUCAUGAUCUUGAAAUUGGGACGAAUUGUCUUGGUCCGCAUCUUCUUACGAGUUUGCUUGAGCCGAUUUUGCUGAAUACGGCGAUGAUGCCGGGUAUGUCGGCUGGGAGUGUGAGAGUCGUCUGGGUAGUGACUUAUUUGGGGGCGAGCCCGCUUGAGGGGGGAAUGCGCCUUGAUGGGAAGGGUGAGCCGGUUUAUUUGAACAAGUUUAUGGAGAAUUAUUUCCAGAGUAAGGUUGGAUGUACGUGGUUGACGGAUUAUUAUGCGAAGCGUCUUGGGCCAAAGGGAGUGAUGAGUGUGUCGAUUCAUCCGGGGUUAAUGAAGACGGACUUGCAACGGCAUGUAUCAGCUCUCAUGAGGCUUGCGAUGAAUCUUUUCCUGAAAGGAACAGACUAUGGCGCAUAUUCCGAGCUUUAUGCAGGAUUCUCCCCGGAGGUGACCAUGGAGCAUAACGGCGCGCAUCUACUUGCCUGGGGAAGACUUUCGGCCCUCCCACCUCAUGCAACAGAAGGUCUGAAAAGUAAGAAUGAAGGAGGAAAUGGAAAUGCGGAAUUAUUCGUCAACUGGUGUAAUAAUGAAGUUGCACUAUACAAGUGA